This is a messenger RNA of Phyllopteryx taeniolatus (common seadragon), 2886 nucleotides long. RefSeq lists its product as uncharacterized. The transcript is spliced from 9 exons. Bases 150 to 1118 code for a protein of 322 amino acids. The record is from RefSeq and is a predicted model, not a curated record. Gene Ontology annotation, molecular function: protein binding. NCBI's taxonomy places the organism in Eukaryota, Metazoa, Chordata, Actinopteri, Syngnathiformes, Syngnathidae.
GCGAGAGAGAGCAAGAGAAAUUCAGUUAAUUCUUUCGCCACUGGCUGUUUGCUGCCUCCAGCUGUCUUCCCAAAUCCGAAGUGGGACCAUACAGAUGAAGAGAGUUCGGCAUUGGUGGCGUUUCGUAGGCAAGAAAUAACGCGGUCAAAAUGCUUUUAUUGCUAAUAUGCUUUCACUUCGUCACCCAAGUACUCAGUGAAGUGCCUCCAGAUCUGCCACAGGAUGUCAUGGUUGAUAACUGGCAGUUGACGUGGACUCCAGCCACAAAAGAGAGCACUGUCACUUACUCUGUUAGGUACUGCAGCUUGCACUGUAAUCUUUGGAAAGAUGUCUCUACCUGCAAGCAGACGAAUACCGCGUCCUGUAAUGUCGCUUUCAUCAAAGCCGAGGCAGAGCAUGGCUGUGUUAGGCUGGGUGUGCAAGCAGAGAGGCGUGGGCUGACUUCAGAGCUAGUCGAAGCCUGUAGCAGACAAGGGAUCGCCACAGCGGGUCAUCCUUUUCCAUUAGCUGAAUUUCCAACGGCGCCCUGCAGGUUGGCGGCGCCGGUGGCGGACGUUGUUAACCCGGGCCAUGACCGAUCCGGUAACUCAUGUAGCCCUGAAGUUAGCCUGGAUGCACGCCCUGGCUUCUUAACUCUUCAUUUAAAUAGAAAAAGUAAGAUUGCUCUCGAAGGGAACCACAUAAAACAUAGGAUUUACUUUGGAAAAAAGGGAGAACUCCUGGAGGCAUAUGAAGAUGCUGUGGCCUCUGUGUCCAUUGACAAUUUAAAGGAGGGAGAGCACUACUGUGCACGAGUGCAGUAUACUUACUUUGAUGAUCCUGUCGGACUGGCCAGAUGCACCCAGUGUGAAGUCAUCCCUCACUCAAGCCCAACAACAACAAAAAUUGAGAUAACUGUCACCAUUGUGAUUCUCUUUAUUAUUCUAAUACCAGUCAUAGCAUACAUUCCACUCUUUCAAAGGAGGAGAAUCAAAGAGUGGCUGAAACCUCCAUACAAGAUACCAGACCCUGUCUUCUUUGAUGUACAUGAUCUGUCUCGCAAUCCAAUCUCCAGCAACAGCCCAACUGAGGAGUUCUGUGAUAUUACAAGCAUGGAGUUGAGAGGACAACGAAAGUAGCUGCCUAUGAAGACUUUGAUGUUUCUUGACAAUUUAUCCCAGAUGUGUGAUCAGUUUGAUAAGAAAUGAAUGGGCUACUUGGUAAUAGAAAAAUAACCAAGCACCACAAUGCAAAAAUAUCCUCAUACCGUAUUUUCACGACCAUAAGGCGCACUUAAGUCUUAAAUUUUCUCCAAAAUGGACGGGGCGCCUGAUAAUGCGACACGCCUUAUGUGUGCACCGAGUUCCAAAAUCUAUAAAUGUUGUUGUAUGAUGAGCGCUCCGCUUGACUGACUGGGAGCAUUUCCUGCCGACACGCUGCUUGUAUAGAGGAAAGGCGGACGUGACUGAGGGCAGCAUGUGAACGUUAAAGGGGGCAGGGUGCGUGUGAAGGAGGACGCUAAAGGCACGCCCCCAGUAGGUAUAUAGCGCCGGUACGUGCAUUGUGCAAAACAUCGGUUUGGCUAAGGACCCCCGAAAAUGGCACCUACGAAGAGACGCAGUUUAAACUGCAAGCUAUCAGUUAUGUGGAGGAACAUAACUGAUAGCAGCCGCGACAGAAUUAAAGAUCAACGAAACCAUGGUUCGCAAGUGGAGGAAGCAGGAAAACGAUCUUAGUCAAGAAGCCGAAGCUGAGUUUCCGUGGAAACAAGGCGAGGUGGCCCGAGUUGGAAGACCAACUCGAGCAAUGGAUGAAUGAGCAAAGAACAGCCGGGAGAAGCGUCUCUACAGUCACCAUUUGACUGAGGGCAAUAACUCUGAGCUUGCCAUCAUUCCGGGAGGCUUGACGAAGGAACUCCAACCACUGGACAUCGGUGUAAACGGGGAGUUCAAAGUGAAGUUGUGAGCGGCGUGGGAGCGAUGGAUGACAGAUGGCGAACACUGCUUUACUAAAACUAGGAGGCAGCGCCGGGCGAGUUACACCACAAUUUGUGAAUGGAUUGUGGACGCUCGGGCUAACAUGUCUCCUUGGACUGUUGUUCGAGCUUUCGUAAAAGCCGGCAUCAUUUCUGAGGAGCCACACGGCAACGAGACUGACUCAGACAAUGACGAGAGGGAACCCGGCAUGUUAGAUGGAGAACUUGCCCAGCUGUUCAUUUCGGAUACAGAACAUGAGGACUUUGAUAGAUUUGUGGAUGAUUGAUCAAAAACUAACGUGAGUACAUUGUUAAAUACUUCAAUAAAGUACAACCGAACUCAGUUUUGCUCCCGCUGCCUUUUUAAAAACAUUGUUUUAGCGUGCAUGCAUGCUACCCUAUGUUUUAAGCGAGCAUGUUUUACCAUGCCUGUGUCCAAUAAUAUGGUGCGCCUUAUGUAUGUGUUAUAUACAGAAAUAGACUCCGUAACUGAGACUGCGUCUUUUAAUACGGUGCGCCUUAUGGUCGUGAAAAUACGGUAUUUUGCUAAAUUGACUCGAAUCCACACAUAAGGACUGUGUUAUGUAUUUAUUACAUAUCAGUUGAUGAACUUUUCUACUUUCAGAAUCUUAGGCGGGAUUUACACUGCAGGUUCAGUUUCCCAAUUAUUAAAUGCCUAUCCUGUAUUAGAUUUUUUUUGUUUUUUUUGUUUUGUGUUUGAUUUAAUUGACCACAGUCACAAAUUGCACAUGCAGUACACAAGCAUCAACACUGGGCAAUAACAGGAAGAAAGUGGGGGAAAAAAAGGUCUAUUCUUUAUUAGUGAUUUAUUUAUUUGUUUUGUGUGUUUUGUCUUUGAUUUAAUUGAACACAUUUGAAAAUUGCACAUGUUCUGGCAAAUCUUUUUUCUGAAAGAAUAAGGAAGGACUCAA